Molecule: messenger RNA, 294 nt
Organism: Diabrotica balteata
Lineage: Eukaryota; Metazoa; Arthropoda; Insecta; Coleoptera; Chrysomelidae
Source: the annotation of a GenBank genome assembly
AUGAAUCUAGAUUGGCUGUACAACUUCACAGGGCCUACUCACGUAAUCUUCUACGAGCAGUUGGUAGAUAACGUAGAGCAUACCUUACGAUCCGUCAUAGAAUUUAUAGAUAUCCCCUUAAAUAAAGAGUUGUUCGAUUGUGCUAUAGAGAGAAAGGAAGGAAUAUACAGAAGAAAAAAGAGGGUUUUAACGUUCGACCCAUAUACUGAAAAAAUGAAGAUAAUGAUUAAAGAUGUACAGAAAAAAGUUUUUGAUGCUAUUUAUAACUUCGCAGCUCCCGCUGAUUCUAGGUGA